AUGAUGCCACAGGUACUACCAAAAAGAAGAUCAGAAAAAUCCGAUGAAAGAAGAAUAAGUACCAGUAGUAGUACAAAUAGUUCCAAUAAUCAUAAUCACACUCCUAAUAGAGCAACACCCACCUCCAAUAGGAUUAUGGCAAAUAGAAAGGUACUGAACCGAAUUAUGUCAGCAAGACACGUCAGCAGGUCUAUAGCAGAAGAUGCAGACACUAGCAAUUCAUUUGACGAUGGAAUUGGCUUCAAUGAGAAUAAGCAUACCAUCAUGUCUAAUUUUGAAGAAUGGAUUAAAAUGGCAACAGAUAAUAAAAUCACGGUCAAGAAUUCUUGGAAUUUUGAUUUGAUUGAUUAUUUUCACGAUUUGAAUGUGAUAAAAGAUGGUGAGAGUAUAAAUUUCCAAAGGGCAUCGGCUACUUUAGAUGGGUGUGUAAAAAUAUAUUCGAAUAGAGUUGAAUCAGCUGCCACCGAAACGGGUAAGUUGUUAAGUGGAUUAAGUAAAAAAGAUGAUGGGCAUCAUGGUAACCAAGAAGCCGGCAAUGGUGAUGAUGAUGAAAAUGGAGAGAACGGUGACGAUGAUAGAGAUGGCAAUGACGAAGAUUCUAGAAAGAAAAGGAAGUUUAAUCGUAUUGUUGAGUCGACACUAGUUGAGUUUGAUGCUAUAAAAGUGAAAAAACUAGAGCAAGAAUUGGCUAUUGAUCCAUUAUUUAAAAAGGCACUAGCUGAGUUUGAUGAAGGUGGCGCCAAAAGUCUAUUGUUGAAUACGUUAAACAUAGAUGUAUCUGGAAGAGUGGUAUUUGAUGCAACAUCAAACCCUAUUCAAGAGACUGAAGAUGCCAAUCAAAUAGAAACUGAUUCCCAACAAGUACAGGAACUACAAACAUCAGAUACAAAACAGUCAGCCAUAUCAUCAUUAAAGCUGUUUUUGUUCAAGGAUAAUGAGAAUUUUGACGACCUAACUCUUUGUCCUUCAUUAGUCGAGUUCCAAUCUGCAUUAGCAGAUGUCAAUAAAGCUAAAAGUAUCCUUAAUGACUUUAACUCAAAGAUUACUAAUGCAGCACAAGAACCACUUGCUUUCAAAGAAUCUGAAGAGAAUAAUGACUUUGAUCUUGGGGACUUUAACGACUUUGGUGGUAAUGACGACUUCAAUGAUGAUAUAAAUACUCAUGAUAACAGUAGCCACAACGAUCCUUAUAAUAACAUUGAUAAUACAAUCAUGAAAGCCUUGUUUAAUGAUAAAACAGACAGCAGCAUUUAUUCGCGAACACAAAGCACAGCAAUUAUGGACCAGGACUUGAUGGCAUAUUUUGAUGACCGAAUGAAAUCAAAUUGGCGUGGUCCUGAUAAUUGGAAAGUUGCUGCAUUUAAAAAGGCUAAUAAUAUUGACCAAAAGCAGUCUGAUUCCUCAGUUAAACAAGAAUCAUCAGCUCAGACGUCGACAGCAAGAAGAAAACCUGAGAAUAUCAUUAUAGAUUUUUUCAAUGAUGACGAUGAUGUUGAUGAAGAUAUUCUUUUUGAACCACCAAAGAGUUUAAACUCGAUACUGAAGAAAGGUAAUUUUAAACUGUCUGACUAUAUACUACCUGAUGACAUAAAAUAUAACUCAGCAAGACUAACCAAUUUGUUUACAAAACCUCAAAUUGCUAUAAUGUAUUACGGAAAUAAGAGAUUACAAGGAAUCGAUGGACAGCUACUCACCGAUCAAAACUAUUUUGCAGAACAAUAUAGGCAACACGAAGAAGAAGAAAGAGAUAGACUUGCUAACUCAUUUCAUCAAGCUGAAUGUGAAGAUUUCGACAAUGAUUUUGGUGAUAACAAUGAUUUUGGGGGAGUAGAUUUCAAUGAUGCAUUAGAAGCCGAUGUACCAGAAGUAGCCACUUCUGAAACUCAGAGUGUUAUGGGUAAGAGACGUCCAGAGUAUGUCAAUUUCUCAAGAGUUGCUAAACGAGUUGAUGUGAAAUUGUUGAAGGAUAAUUUAUGGGUUGUCAUGAAGAAUCAAUUAGCAGACCAAAAGGAAGAUUCUCCAGAUAAAGAAGAAGAAGAAGAAGUAGCCGAAAAACAGACUACCAUUGAUUUCAAAAGUGUUGUUCAAAAUGUUUUACGUACAUACAGACCAGAGCAGGCAAAGGAUUUAUCAACUAGUUUUUGUUUUAUUUGUGUGCUACAUCUUGCCAACGAACAUGGAUUGGCUAUUCAAAGUAAUGAAGCUCAUAAUAAUUUAACUAUUAUAGGCUCCUAA
Molecule: messenger RNA, 2235 nt
Organism: Candida albicans SC5314
Lineage: Eukaryota; Fungi; Ascomycota; Pichiomycetes; Serinales; Debaryomycetaceae
Gene: BRN1
Product: condensin subunit
Exons: 1
Coding region: 1-2235 (744 amino acids)
Biological process (GO): mitotic chromosome condensation
Cellular component (GO): condensin complex
Molecular function (GO): chromatin binding
Source: RefSeq, a predicted model, not a curated record